Molecule: messenger RNA, 509 nt
Organism: Eimeria acervulina
Lineage: Eukaryota; Apicomplexa; Conoidasida; Eucoccidiorida; Eimeriidae
Exons: 2
Source: RefSeq, a predicted model, not a curated record
AUGGGUUGUACACAAUCUUCUGCUGCUACUGCUGCUGCACCACCUCCCUCAUCAGCAGCAGCAAAAAACGGAUCCGCCUCCCCUUCAGCAGCAGCAGCAGCAGCAGCAGCAGCAGCAGAAUCCCCUCGCCUUCUUUCUCCAUCACCAAAGGCCCCCCAUUCUCCUACACCUAAUGAUCGACCCCCCUCAAGGGGCCCCCCUGGGGGCCCCUCUGGGGGCCCCUCUGGGGGCCCCCCUGGGAGUCCCUCUGGGGGCCCCCCUGGGAGUCCCUCUGGGGGGCCCCCUGGGGGCCCCCUUGGUGAGGGUAUUGGUAUGAUGGGUGGUGUGGAUGUAGUGGGUACUGACUGUGUACCUCCUCCCGGAGGAAGAGAUGAAGAAGUGCUUCGAAUAGGCAAAGCGCCCCCAACUUUGAUGAAUAUAAACGGCGAAGCAGUUGGAGGCGGAAGGAUAAAGAGAGAGAAAGUUGUUUUAGAAGGAGGGGCUGUAUAUGAAGGCACGUGGAAAGAUUG